AUGAUGCCAUGCGGCUUCGACGUGAAGCGCGGCUUGGAGGACGUGCCGAUACUGGCGCAGCUGGAUGGGUGGAAGGACCUCCCCGCCGUCCGCAACGACCGGGUUUACGUGGUUGACGCCAGCGCCUACACCAGCCGCUCCGGCCCACGCCUGGUAACCGGCCUGGAAAUCAUGGCGGAAAUGAUUCACCCAGAGUUGUUCAGCGGAUUCAUCCCGGAGUCAGGCGCCCUGCGGCUCUUUAACGCCUAG
This is a messenger RNA of Geodia barretti, 249 nucleotides long. NCBI's taxonomy places the organism in Eukaryota, Metazoa, Porifera, Demospongiae, Tetractinellida, Geodiidae. The record is from the annotation of a GenBank genome assembly.